AUGGCUGCGGACGGUUCCAAGCUUGAGGUGGCUGGCGUCCAGCGUGAGAUGCCUCGGCGCUUCUCGAUCUGGUCUCUUGCCGCGCUGGCGUUUACCUUGACGAGCACCUGGCAGGGAACCGCGUCGUCUAUUGGCGCUGGGUUGAUGGCAGCAGGCCAGGGCGGCAUGAUUUGGGCGUUGACCAUUGCUGGUCUUAUGACAACAGUUGUUGCCGCGGGUAUGGCUGAGCUGGCCUCAGCAUAUCCUGUUUCGGGGGCACAGUAUUACUGGUCCUUCAUGGUCGCACGCGAUGAUUACAAGGCAUUUACAUCAUACAUAACUGCCUGGCUGACCGUUAUCGGAUGGUGGUUUGCGUCUGCUGCCGUCGCCAACUUCGUUUCAUCUACUAUUCUAGACAUCACUGUCGCUUGGACUCCCGACUUCGAACCUCAAUCUUGGCAGAAGUACUUGAUCUAUGUGUGUCUUAUUUGGAUAGCAGCAGUGGUCAAUAUCUUCUUGUCCAACUGGAUUCCUCGCUACAACAAAAUGACUUUCGUCUUGGCAAUCAUGAGUCUUAGCUCUACCUGCAUCACACUUUUCGUCAUUCCUCGAAACAACCAUGCCACUGCCACCACCAUCUUCACCAAAAUUGAGAAUAGAACAGGGUGGUCGAGUGAUGGCUUUGCUUUUAUGCUUGCCGUAGGGAACUCUGUUUUUGCCUAUCUUGGAGGAGAUUGUGCUGCGAAAAUGGCCGAAGAAGUGCCCAACCCAUCUAAGACCAUCCCUCUUGUUACCCUUUUCCCGCCUAUCAUAGGACUGAUCACGGCAAUUCCUUUCCUUACAUCGUUGAUGUAUUCAGUAACUGAUCUCGAUGCUGUCCUUACUAAUACUAGAGGCUUGCCACUUUUCGAGAUCUAUCGACAAGGAACUCAAUCACAUAUCGGAGCAUCUGUUCUGCUUGGGAUUUUUGCUUUCUUUCAGUUUAGUACUCUGAUCGCUUGUGCCACCACAACGUCACGAACCGUGUGGGCCGUUGCUCGGGACGGCGUCCUCCCUUAUUCACAGUACUGGGACGCAAUCCAUCCAGUUGCGGAAGUUCCCGUUAACGCGAUCCUACUGUCUGCGUCUUUCAUCUCGAUAUACGGAUUGUUAUUUCUCGGAUCAUCGACAGCAUUCUCUGCCAUGGUCAGCGCCGCCAUCAUCUUUGUACAAACCUCCAUCGUCCUCCCGCAGGCCGUUCUCCUCUUUCGCGGACGCGACCAGGUCCUGCCUCCUCGCUAUAUGAAUCUCGGAAAAUUCGGUGUGGUCGUUAACGCCCUCGCUGUCAGCUGGGUCGUUUUCCUCAACGUCAUCUAUUGCUUCCCUACCAGGAUGCCCGUCUCGGGGAAGAACAUGAACUAUGUCUCUAUCGUCUGUGCGGGAAUGAUGGCCUUCAUCCUGCUCUUGUGGUUCACUACCAAGAAGAAGACCUUCGUGGGUCCAACAAUCGACAUCAAGGCCCUUCAUGCUAGGAGAGUGGAGGGUAUGCAAACUGAACUCACUAUCAUCAACGCAGGACAUACUUCAGACAGCACUAUCGUCGAUGAAGAAAGUAUUUCCGAAAAGAAAGACAAAGAAGAGCUCGGGAUCAAAAUAUCGCACACCGCGAUAAAUCGCCGCUUGUCCUAA
Messenger RNA from Clonostachys rhizophaga, 1647 nucleotides. The record is from the annotation of a GenBank genome assembly. Lineage: Eukaryota; Fungi; Ascomycota; Sordariomycetes; Hypocreales; Bionectriaceae.